CUGAAUUAAGUAACAGGUCGGUGGGUUCCGGGCUGAGAAGAAUGAGGAGGACAGUGUGGACCCCCUGUCUCCCACGUCUUCGGCACAGGUUUAGUGGAACCCCGCUAUUUUCAGCAUAUCGGUACUACCGUACUACCGUACCAGGGCCUACAUAAAAAUUCAUCCCCAAAGAAGCUUCACUUACAUCAUACCAAAUCUUCUACCUAUUAUGUAUUUCCUCAUACCCUCAUAUUCGCACCCGACCCUUUGCGAAUCAACCGCAAGCUCGCAAGAACCAGCCUAGAUCGAAUUAAUGAAUCUUCAACCCUCCUAACCCCGCCAUCGAGGCCCCGGACACAUGUCCCUAUCAACCAGCGUCGUUCGAACGCAGUCAAACGCCUUGAGCAAAGCUAACUUGCGCAUACUCCCACCUGUUGUGUAUGCUGCAUCCGCAUCUUCUGUGUGCGCCACAACGCCGACGAUAGCAUCGAGGCCUUCCGCCGCCUGUUUAAACUUAUCAUCACAUCAGGAAUUAUCUCCGAUAUGGUUCAAUUCCUCAUUUCCGAACUACAAUCUCCCGUCUCCAAGUGGGGGGAAUCCUAGCGAUGAACGGAAGGUGAAAUUAGGAAAAACUCUGCGCAUCCUCCAAGAACGACUUCCUACCCUAUUACAAUCUCCGCUACCGCAAGAGAUACUAUCCCCUCAUAUCUCUCUCCACCUAUUUCCCUCGACACAUCCAUACCUGCCCACGGUAUCGGGUAGAGUUGCAUAUAUAGCAGCAUUAUGGACCUCCCCAUUAGCCUGGAACCGAGUGCCUAUAAUCGGUAACGUGAAGCUCGAAAUCCUGUCGGAACGGAUGGUCAGCCAACCGUAUUACUCCUCCCCCAAGCGAUCCGAAGCGUACGGGGAACAGCUAGUCGUCAAAUGGAGGACGGCCGAUAGCAAGCCCAAAGACGCCGCCCUUACCAUCAAAGAAGAUGGCGAACACAAGCUCGACGACACCCUCAGGGGAACCCAGAGCGUCGGAGAAAAGAUGGCAUUCACCGGCCUAUUCAUCUUCGAGUUCGAUAAGGAUGCGCGAGUCAUAAGCCAUACGAUCGAACAUGUAGACGAGCAUGGAGAUUGGGAAAGGGGCUUGGGCGCCAGGGUCGUCGGCUUGACGGAUUGGCUCCUAGGCGGCAUUAAGGGGCGAUCAGAUAGCGGCGCCCCCGCGUUAUGCAGUAUUGUUGGUAAGGACAGAAAAAACGCACGAUAGAUUACGAUCACGGCGGUAAUACACGGGAGUUUGAUGACCCAAAAUCCCGAGGAAGCUUGUCUUAGAGUCGUUGAAGCCUGCGAUGUACAUAUGUAGUAUUAAAUAUCGUCCUGGCAU
This is a messenger RNA of Annulohypoxylon truncatum, 1351 nucleotides long. RefSeq lists its product as uncharacterized. The record is from RefSeq and is a predicted model, not a curated record. NCBI's taxonomy places the organism in Eukaryota, Fungi, Ascomycota, Sordariomycetes, Xylariales, Hypoxylaceae. Bases 338 to 1234 code for a protein of 298 amino acids. The transcript has 2 exons.